AUGUCUUUGGUCAAUUGGAAGUCUUUUGCUACGACUGAAGUUGGACUUCGUCAUGCGGCGCGCAUGAAUGGCGUGCGCGAUGUUGUGCUUCGUGUCAUUGUCAAUUUGGGGGAAGGCCAUGCACAUUUGAAUCUGCUGAAGCGUCUAGCGCGUCCGCCGGAUAGUCUACUGAGUAGCAAUCAUAUCUUGCCCAUUUUAUACGAGGUUGUCUUUGAAGAUAUCAUAAUUUUGGCAGUUCCGAAACUUAUUUUUGAUCUGGACGAUGCCUGCCGCCCUGGAAAAUUCUCAAACUCCAUCGAAGACGUGCUGUACAUGAUUGUUCAGGCUUUGGAAGGUGUUUCAUACCUCCAUCAAAAUCUUAUAGCACAUCAGGAUCUAUUUCUGAAUAACUUUAUGGUCGAAUGGGUCCCAGAGUCGCUUGCGGAGAGAACGUCCGUGACUCGGCCCAGGGUGUACAUCAUCGAUUUAGAGACUGCUGUUGAAUUCCCUGAACAUUCAAAGGUGUCGGAAAGGCUAUGCUCCAAAUUUCACCGCUCGCUAGACGACUAUGGCAGAUAUGUGGCCCCUGAGCUCAAGACACUUCAACCUUACUGUCCUUUCCGGCUAGAUAUGUGGCAGCUGGGUAUGAACUUGAAUAUGGCUGUUGAGACUGACUUGAAGGAAAUAGACGAGAUCUGGCUGGGACUCUGUGCACAUGCUCCCGAAGAACGCUUAACCGCAGAUGAAGCUUUAAAGGCCCUUGAUGAAUAUCUUCGGAGGACGCCAUCGACAGCACUCCAUCGAAAGCUGCUCACUCCCAAAGACAAGAAUUUAGUGUUUUGA
Molecule: messenger RNA, 822 nt
Organism: Psilocybe cubensis
Lineage: Eukaryota; Fungi; Basidiomycota; Agaricomycetes; Agaricales; Agrocybaceae
Exons: 4
Coding region: 1-822 (273 amino acids)
Biological process (GO): protein phosphorylation
Molecular function (GO): protein kinase activity; ATP binding
Source: RefSeq, a predicted model, not a curated record